This is a messenger RNA of Durusdinium trenchii, 2205 nucleotides long. NCBI's taxonomy places the organism in Eukaryota, Dinophyceae, Suessiales, Symbiodiniaceae. The record is from the annotation of a GenBank genome assembly.
CGUGAUUUGGAUCCAACCCAUCCACGGCUUGGGAGAGAUGUUGCGAUGUGGGCCGAAUCAUGGGUGCGCAGUGUAGCAGGCUGGACUGCGUGACAGCGGCGGCAGAGUACUCCAACCAGGAGCUGACUAUCCGUCCGAGGAUCAAGACUUGUUGGCAGGACUGUUCCUCUGGCCAAACAUGCAGUUCAUGGAGUAUCAAUGUCCUGACGCAGGAUGAGGCUCCAAUUGGAAGCGAACCUUUCGAUUCCCAGGUGCUACCCUCGCCUGACAACUUUGCGCUCUUGCAUGGCUCACCAGGAAGACCAAUUGCGAACUGGCGAACUCGCUACACUCUUGGCUGCGAGCUGGGUUGCGGGCAGACUGCUACAGUUUUUGAGGCCUUCUCUUUGGCACGAUCUCAAAAUGAUGGCCGCAGGCCAUGGCACCAUCAGCAUGCAGGUCUUGGACGUGAUCGAAGCCCCUCGGUGAGGAAUGGUGGCCGCAAAGUUGCGCUCAAACGCUUCAAUCAGCGAGGGACAGUGAUGUUCAAGAAUGAACUCAAGGCCCUCGUUGCUGCCGGGGUGCAUCCUCACAUUGUUCGUUUACUAGAGAGCUUUGAGGGUGGUUCUCAAGAAGAUGUAAUGGUGCUCGAGUAUUGCAGUGGAGGAGAUAUCUACGAGUUGUAUGCCUCCAGCAAUGGGUGCUGCAUGCUGGAAGCAUUCGUGUCGCAGAUCAUGCGCCAAGUAGUGCUGGCUCUGCAGCAUUUGGUGGCGUGUGGCAUUGAGCACCGUGAUGUCAAACCCGAGAAUCUGCUGCUGUAUGGUGUUUCGGAUGCCACACAGAAUGAGCAGGUGCCAUUGAUCAAGCUCGCAGAUUUCGGUUGGGCAGCGAUUGUGGAGAAUGGUGGACCUCCACCCAGCAUUCCUCCGGAAGGUGUUGGAUCGCUUUGGUAUGCUCCACCGGAAUUGAAUCCGCCUGUGAGGGGAGCAGAGAUCGUCAUUGAUGAGCUCCAAGGUGGCAAAAGUGACAUGUGGAGUGUGGGAAUCAUCACCUACCUGUUGCUCACGGGUCACAGCCCUUUCCACUUGGCUUUGGGUGUCGCCGACACUUCCAAAAGGGAAGAGGAGGUGAUGCGGCUUGCUGCCCAUGGACAACUAAACAUGACAACGAAGGCUUGGAACACCGAGCUGUCCCAGUUUGCGAAAGACUUCAUUCUAGCCUUGAUCAAACCAGACCCUGCAAAGAGACUGGGUCCGUCUGAUGCCCUCCAGCACGCCUUCAUUGCUGCAAGUUCAGCGCAGUUCCCGGAGUGUGGCGGAUUCAGGUUUUGUUCACUUGGCAUUGAAGACCCACUCCUCAGGUGGAAUGCCUUAGACAGCUUUCAGCGGUUGUGUUGGCUUGCGAUUGCACGUGCAUUCACUGAACCUGAACUGGUGGAGUUGAGCUCAGUGAAGGACUUUGUCCGACAUGACGGAGGCACGUGCACCGGAUACGUUGAGAGGCUGGCCGCUCAAUUAGUCUGCGUGGCUUCAUCGUCAAUUGUCUUAACUUCGCAGGCGUCUUGGAGUGAUGUGCUCUAUUUGGCUUUCCUCUACUUGGAUGUGGACUGUGAUGGUUUUCUUGGUGCAGAUGACCUGAGCGUUCAUCUUCCAGGUGCCUAUAGGAUUCGAGAGAUCUCACAGGCAUGCAUCAGCAAAUGGAGGACACGACCCCAGGUACUAUCAAUGGGAGCAUCAAACUUUCUGACUUACACAGACUUUCGUCAAGCAGUCAUUGCUGCCACCGCACCGUCAGUUUGUGUAUCACAGGAACACAGCCCUGACAUGCCUAAAGCUAGCAAAGAGAGUGAUGAGCAGCUGGAAGAGCGCAUGGACGCGAUUGAAGAGGCUUGCCGCAAAUUUGCCAGUGAAGGCUUUGAAGAGGAGAUACCAGGAGAGAUGAAGAUCUGAAGAGGAGGAAGCAGUGAUGGCUUUCCCAAAGGUGGUUGGCCAUCAUAGUCUUGGCGGUACUCCCAAUCUUCCAUUCCCUGGCCAGUUUCACAAGCAUUGCCUUUCUUGCAAUGCGCCCCAAGUAAUUUCACGCGUUCAAGUGCCUGCCUUUCAUGCUUCAAGAGAAGCCAUGGCCUGGACUCAAAGUAGCCACAGAUGCCACAGAUAAUGCUCGCCUAGGCCCUAGCAAUGGUUUUAAAGGGGUCCAGAAGGCCCAGCAAAAAGAUUUGAAGGCAAG